AUGGACCGAGUCUGGAGGAGGUGCUUCGGCCGAACUCUGGCCGCCCGGUCCUCCAGUGCGGCCCCGGGGAACGGGCAGGGGGCGCGGGCAGCAGCCCUUCCUGUGUCGCCCUCGCCCUCUCGGCCGCCAGGGCGGGGACGGAACCGGGCUGUUGGGCGGGGCGGGGCCUCCGGGCGGGCGGUGCGGGCCGGGCCGGGGCGGGGCCAUGGCGGGGGCGUGGCGGGGGCGGGGGUGGUGGGCGGGGACGCGGCUUCCGCGGGGCCGCCCCCGCGAGGGGCGCAGCUGCUGUCGGCGCUGUUCUACGGGACCUGCUCCUUCCUCCUCGUGCUGGUCAACAAGGCGCUGCUGACCACCUACCGUUUCCCAUCACCAAUGAUUCUGGGAAUUGGACAAAUGGCAGCUACCAUAAUGAUACUCUAUGUGUCCAAGCUAAAUAAAAUAAUUCACUUCCCUGAUUUUGACAAGAAAAUUCCUGUAAAGCUGUUUCCUUUGCCUCUGCUCUACGUUGGGAACCACAUAAGUGGAUUAUCAAGCACGAGUAAAUUAAGCUUGCCGAUGUUCACCGUGCUCAGGAAAUUUACCAUUCCACUUACUUUGCUCCUGGAAACCAUCAUACUCGGGAAACAGUAUUCCGUGAACAUCAUUGUCAGUGUCUUUGCCAUCAUUCUUGGUGCUUUCAUAGCCGCUGGUUCUGACCUUGCUUUUAACUUGGAAGGCUAUAUUUUUGUGUUCCUGAAUGAUAUCUUCACAGCAGCGAAUGGAGUUUAUACCAAACAGAAAAUGGACCCAAAGGAGCUGGGGAAGUACGGGGUGCUCUUCUACAACGCCUGCUUCAUGAUUGUGCCCACUCUCGUCCUCAGCGCCUCCACAGGGGACCUGCGGCAGGCUACUGAAUUCAACCAAUGGAAGAAUGUUCUAUUUCUCAUACAGUUUCUUCUUUCCUGUUUUUUGGGGUUUCUGUUGAUGUACUCCACAGUUUUGUGCAGCCAUUACAAUUCGCCCCUGACGACGGCAGUGGUUGGAGCCAUCAAGAAUGUAUCCGUUGCCUACAUUGGGAUGCUAGUUGGUGGAGACUACAUUUUCUCUGUGUUAAACUUUGUAGGGUUAAAUAUUUGCAUGGCGGGGGGCUUGAGAUACUCCUUUUUAACUCUGAGCAGCCAGUUCAAACCGAAACCACUGGCGGACGAAGAAAGCAUCCCUCCGGAUUUGAAGGGCUAGAAUCUGGGACAGAAUUGCAGACUGACUGGCAGACUGGGGCCGGGGAGGAGGGUGGGGCCGGGCCAACCCAGGCGCGGGAGUGUGAAGCCUGGUGUUUGGGUCCUGGGAGCCCCCCCACGGCCCCGACCCGUUAAAGCAUGAACAGGAGUGUGUCUGCAAAACACGGGGAGAAUCUACCUCACAGGCCGCGGCCCCGAUCCACCGCCACCCGCGGAAGCGUGGGCAGCGCCUCCCCGCCCGACGGCGCGUCCUCUCGGCACCGGCCGGCGUCCGCCGCGCGCGCUUGAGAGGGGCCGAGGGGUCGAUGCUGGGAUGGCCUUUAUUUCCUUCUUGGCACCUUGGCCUUCGUUUCAAAGCUCCCAGCCAAAGCGACGUGCCAGUGUGAACACUUUUUCGGCUUAAACAGACGUCUUCAUUUUAAUAAAAUCAGUCAAUUAACUGCUAGUAAAGUUAUUUGUUAGCUUUGAUUUGAUCUUAUAUGUUGGUAUCUUUUCCCAAUCAUCAAAAUAAAAUAAAGAAUAAUUUAUAUGCA
Molecule: messenger RNA, 1750 nt
Organism: Equus caballus (horse)
Lineage: Eukaryota; Metazoa; Chordata; Mammalia; Perissodactyla; Equidae
Gene: SLC35D2
Product: solute carrier family 35 member D2
Cellular component (GO): Golgi apparatus
Molecular function (GO): UDP-N-acetylgalactosamine transmembrane transporter activity; antiporter activity; UDP-glucuronate transmembrane transporter activity
Source: RefSeq, a predicted model, not a curated record